Messenger RNA from Camellia sinensis, 1421 nucleotides. RefSeq names its product chloroplast envelope quinone oxidoreductase homolog. NCBI's taxonomy places the organism in Eukaryota, Viridiplantae, Streptophyta, Magnoliopsida, Ericales, Theaceae. Gene Ontology annotation, molecular function: oxidoreductase activity. The record is from RefSeq and is a predicted model, not a curated record.
CUGCUUGAUUUUUCUUCUUUGUUGCCUCUCUCUCUCUCUCUCUCUCUCUCUCUCUCUAGAGUGGUAUAUAAUUUUGCUAUCUCUGAGGAAAUCUUCAGAAUUUGUGAUUUGUGAAUAAAAAUGGCAAGGAAGCUCAUGAAUGCGGUUCAGUAUGACUCUUUUGGCGGAGGAGUUGCUAGUUUGAAGCAUGUCGAAAUUCCUGUUCCUGCUCUGAAAAAGGGUGAGAUUUUAAUAAAAAUGGAAGCAGCAAGCUUAAAUCCAGUUGAUCUGAAAAUUCAGAAAGGCCUCAUGCGUCCUAUUCUUAUUCCUCGCAAACUUCCUUUCACACCUGCAACCGACAUAGCUGGAGAAGUAGUGGAGGUUGGAACUGGAGUCACAAAAUUUAAAGCUGGUGACAAAGUUGUAUCCUAUCUUGGUCUUUCUAGUGGAGGUGGACUAGCUGAGUUUGCCGUGGCUAACGAGACAAUGACAGUUCCAAGGCCACCUGAGGUAUCAGCAGCAGAAGCCGCGGGCUUACCUAUCGCUGCUAUUACAGCUCAUGUUGCCCUUACCCAACCUGCAGGGGUCAAGCCCGACGGAACAGACCCGAAAAAAAAUAUUCUGAUCACGGCUGCCUCUGGUGGUGUCGGUCACUACGCAGUUCAACUCGCAAAGCUUGGAAACACGCAUGUGACGGCCACUUGUGGAGCUCGCAACCUCGAUUUUGUGAAGAGCUUAGGUGCCGACGAGGUAAUCGACUACAAAACACCCGAGGGGCAAGUUCUGAAGAGCCCAUCGGGCAAGAAAUAUGACGUUGUUGUCCACUGUGCCGGGGGCUUUCCUUGGUCAACUUUCGAGCCUAUUCUGAGCACAAAUGGGAAGGUAAUUGAUUUGACUCCCAGUCCGAGUACCAUGAUGACUUUUGCACUAAAGAAACUCACAUUCUCUAAGAAGCAGCUUGUGCCACUCAUUUGCGUACCCACAGUUGAGAACCUUGAGUAUGUUGUGAAGUUGGUGAAGGAAGGGAAGCUUAAGACAGUGAUAGACUCAAAGUAUCCUGUGAGUAGGGCUGAAGAAGCUUGGGCUAAGAUCAUGGAUGGUCAUGCUACAGGGAAAAUCAUAGUGGAGUUCUAAGGAAUGGUUUGGGAUGAUUUAAAUAAGUGUAAUUUUUUACUUUUUAUGAAACAUGAGGUGGGUAUGGGUUGGGUUUGAAGUGAUGUGAUCGAGCGGUGAUACAACUUAAAUAAGAUGAUGUGACUUAAAUAUAGGAUAGUGACUUUUUAUCUUUUUUUAAGUUAUGACAAAUAAGGCCUAAGAUAUCAUAAUAUAUGUAAUUAGUUUGGUUGUUUUGUUUUUGUUUAUGUCAUUAUAGAAGAGGGUAUGAAUGUGAUCUAUGUUUUAUACAUGAAUGAAUGUGUUGUGUACUGCAUUAAGUUAGUUAA